GUUACGCACGUAUUAACGCACAACUAAUUGUCACUUUACUGGUGGACAUUUUCCGCAUAAAAGUUCGAUAUUUAAAAACCCGUUUCGUGUCCUUGCCGUGUAAAAAUCGAAAGGUUUGGAAUCGGCACUUGUGACACGAACGGCGACGGGCAAUGUAUGUAACUGUGUUCGAAGAUAUAGUAAUUGGUUUUUGUUAUCCUCGAAUCGAAACACGAAACGACUGCGUACAAACAUUGAUCCUAAAGAUACCGUAGCAAUAUGUCAUUAGUAGACGAACAUAUGAGUGACGAAAGUGUCGGUGUGGCUUUGGAAGACACAGAGGUGGUGGAAUGUGAGCCUGAGCCAGAAAUUGAUGAUGAUAACAUUCAGUAUCACCUGUAUGCUGUCAAGGAAGGAAGUGAGAACACAGUGACGUAUAAAGUUAUGCAAGUUGGUGACACUCAUCGAGAAACCAAUGAGGUUGCGGUAGCUACUCCCGUGAAUAACACUGUACAGAUUUUGACUUCUCCGCUCAAUGGUCAAUUCUAUGUGCUCAGUAACAGCAAUGAAAUUGUAACAUCUGAAUCUACAAGAGUUUCACCUCGUGUAGCUAAACUGAAGAUAGAUAAUGGACAACAGAAUGCUGCUCCAGUUAUGAAAAAAAGAGACGACAGACGAAGAGUAACUCACAAUGAAGUGGAAAGGCGCAGAAGAGACAAAAUUAAUACUUGGAUUUCUCGACUGGGAAAACUUUUGGAAGAGUGCGAACAAGAUAUUAACAAAGAAGGAGAUGCAAAAUCCAGCUUUGAAUCACAAAGCAAAGGAGGCAUAUUAGCACGAGCUUGCGAGUACAUAACAGAGUUAAAAGAAACUCAGGAAAAGUUAACACAAGUCAUGGAUGAAAGAUCUCAAUUGACGGAAGAAGUGAAAGAACUGCGACAAAUCGUAAAUCAGUUGAGAGAUGAUAAUUCAAAGUUAAAAGCUGAGAUUUCGGAGAAAAGUACAUUUACAGUUGUCUAGUUUUAAUGAGAAAUUAACAGUAGACAAUAUCUGAAAUCUUUCUAUCGCUAUAUCACCACUUAUUUUGUUAGAUAGAAAUUAGAUAUAUAGAAUUUUUAUUAAUAAAUGAAGAAACAGAAAAUAUGAUGUAAUAGUUUAUAAAACGUUUAUUUACAUAUUUGUAACUCAGUCGCUUUCAAGCUCGGCGGCUGGAAAAAAAACAAUGACAAUCAUAUAAUAUAACGCGUUCUACUGUACACAUCGUAAACAAUAUAAUUAUAUGUAACGAUCAAUCGAGAUACACGAACAAUCGAUCUCGCGACGACAGUCCACAUCCGUUAGAAAAAAAAAAAAAAAAAAAUUUAAAUUAGAAA
Molecule: messenger RNA, 1352 nt
Organism: Pseudomyrmex gracilis
Lineage: Eukaryota; Metazoa; Arthropoda; Insecta; Hymenoptera; Formicidae
Product: upstream stimulatory factor 2-like
Exons: 4
Coding region: 259-999 (246 amino acids)
Biological process (GO): regulation of transcription by RNA polymerase II
Molecular function (GO): RNA polymerase II cis-regulatory region sequence-specific DNA binding; DNA-binding transcription factor activity, RNA polymerase II-specific; protein dimerization activity
Source: RefSeq, a predicted model, not a curated record